This is a messenger RNA of Schistosoma guineensis, 4583 nucleotides long. Lineage: Eukaryota; Metazoa; Platyhelminthes; Trematoda; Strigeidida; Schistosomatidae. The record is from the annotation of a GenBank genome assembly.
CCUACCUCGAUUUAAGUGCCCAGACAGUAUCCCAACCCUCACACAAAUCGAGUGAUGAUUACGAAUGGAAAAACUAUUCUUGCUUCAAUUCAUUCACAUUCUGAUAAAUCACUUACACAAUCAUUUGGUAGCAUUCGUAUUUAUUUACUAUAUUACGUCACUUGUCUAAUACUUUCUAUUCUCAUUUUGUGUAUCCUUUUAUUUUUCGACUUAUACAGCAGCUCACCUGUGGAGAAAACCAUGUCCUCUCUAAACGACUUAAAUUCACUGAUUUAUUUCAUUGUCACACACUAAUUUCUGUUCGUUGUUGCUCUUGUUUUUAUUAUACCCUCCCUCCAUUCUCUAUCUCCUCACAACCAUUAUUAUUAUGUGGUGCAUAUGUAUUCGGUGCCCCCUUGUACCAAUGUUUAUGUGUCCAGAUAAACAAAAUUCUGAUUCCUGGCACUAUUUUGAUGCCGUUCUUAAUCAACUAUCCCUUGUCGAGUAAUAUUUUGUCCUCUACUUUAUUACUUCUGAAUGUAACAUAAAUUAGCAGAAUAUUGUUUAUAACCCCACCCCUUAAUCUUUUCAGCUUAUUUACUUACCAUUCAUGUUGAUCCAACGGAACCUCAGAGACCACUCUGUGUUAGUCAUCGUCCUGAGCUUACUACUUCGAAAUCUCAAUUAGUUGGAGCUACUGUACAAGGAGAUUGUUUAUCUAUCGAAACUUUGCUAACAAGAACUAUGGUGGCUCGAGCUGAGCAAAUGCUACAGGAUUUGAGACAAGAGCUACUGAUUAUCAGUCCUGGACCUGUACGUCUUGCCGAUGCUCCAUUAUGCUUGUAUGUUCCACUUUUAUGGCCUUGUAGUCCACAUGAGUUAUUACAAGUACGCAUAGAUCCUGUACAAGGUUUUGUAUGCACUUCAUUUCCAUUACUUACUUCACUCGAUACUGAGUUUGGUGCUAUUGGAUCAGUUGUUGCUAGUGUUAAUUUUAGUCCUCCUGAAGGAGCUUCUGAAAAUUUUUCUCGUUCCAGUGUUAUUAAUACACUUGCAUCACUCGAUUCUGCUUUUAAUCAAUCAUCUUGUCAUCGUGUUCGUCUUGUGUCUGCUACAGGAGCUCUUGUCCAACCUCAUGAAAGUGAUCGUAUUUGUUCAAUUCAAUCUCGGAGUUUACGUAAUCUUUCCCACGGAGAUGCUCGAUGGCGUUCUGUGAUUUGUGAGUGCUUGGAACAUCUACGAUUGUGUUUAGGUUUGGCCAGGUUAAUGCAGACAGCAAAGAUACACCGACCAUUUUGGCAACCGUUUAAACGUCAUCUUCCUCUAAUAUUGUCUCCUGCACAAGUCAACUUAUCAAGUUUAUGGUCUCAAAUGCUAGUCCGUUUACAGCAGUCAUAUCGUUGGCCUAUAUUAUUUGCUCAGUUAUUUCCAAAUAACGAGUACUAUAUAGCAUGCGAAGUUAUUUCUGGGCCAUUGAAUGUGGACUACAAAUAUUACUUAAUUGUUUGUAAUGCCCUUCCAGAACAUAUGAAUAUCACUACAAAUUUACAAGGUGUACUUGUUUUCAACUCGGAAGUAAAUCCCGCCUCUGGACAUUUAAAUGAAACUGGAUUAUUUCUUCAGGUGACUCACUUCACGCCGCUCAUAGCUGAUACCGUUUGGUCUAAUAAUCCAUCAACAACGCUGGAGCAAUUAUGUGCUUGUAUUCAAAAAGCUCAAUCUACCAUAGCUAGUCAACGCUCAACACGUUUAAAUGAAUUAUUAAAUAAACUAAAGCUGUCACAUGCAAUUGACAGUGAAUCAGUUUAUAGUGAUGCUGCUGUUGUUACUCGCAAAUCAGUGCGUUUAUUUGAACCUCAAGCUACUGUACCAACAUUAGCUCGUUUAAUUGGUACUUUGGAAGAGAAUAUACUCACUAAUUAUUUAAUGGUGGAACUUUCAUGCGCUGGCAUAGAACACAAUGGAAUGCGUUAUGACGGUGCAGGUUGUCUAUCUGCGAUUACAAUUACGAGUAUACCAUUCAAUCCGCCAAGCUGGCAUCCAUCAGAUAUUAUUCCUCUAGUCGAUUUUGUUCAUGGAAUGAUACUCCGACCACAUUUCGAUCCUUUUACACAUCGUCGAAGUUGGCAAUUAGAUAUUGUCUUUACUGGUAUCGUAGCUCCUUUAAAUGGAAUUAAUCAAAUGUCUUCAACUUAUUUGCGUCAUCAAACUGCUGAAUGGACUGUAGCAAGAUUAGAACAUUUCAAUAUUGUCGUACAAAAUAUACUGGUAGAAUGGGAAAAUUUGUGUUCAAUGCAUGCUUUAUGUUAUCAUGUUAUCAGUAAUCCCAAUAUUUAUCUUCCUAAAGGUGUACAAGUUUAUUCAUACAAUCUUAGGACAUUAUCAUUGAUUUAUGGUAAAUACUACUUGGCUGAUAUAUCUAAUCCAACUGGACAGAAAUUUACAUUGUCCUUAGGUUUUCGACCAAUAUCAUUGAGUAUUAGUAAUAAUACAACAAGAGAAUUAAACUAUGACGAUACCAAUAUGAGUAAUACAAUAAAUGUUGAUUUCAAUCCACAUAUGAUCGCUAGACAACACUUAGAAGAAUUGUUAAAUGCUAGGAAGUCGAUAUAUUUUUUAGCUACAACAAUGUUGAAUACAUUGGAAUUCUUUCGAUGUGUGGAACCGCUCCGAGAUCAAGUUUUGUCUUAUAAUGGUCUUAAGGUUUCUUCGCAUAUUCAUUGUAUACAACCUGUAUGUGGUAUGCUACUGAUCGCUUUAUCCCCUAGUGAUCUUAUUCUAAUAUAUCGUGCAUCACUAAGCCUACGAAUUACACUAAAUACUAUUGAACAUUCAAUUGUAUCGUCUGCAAUGUCAUUAUCUAACAAUAAUAAUGAUGCAUUAAAAACAACUAAAUCUAUUCAAUUACUUGAUGCCUAUAAUCAAUUAACAACAGGGAAAAAGCCCUAUCCACCUAUUUUCAAUACAAAUGGAUGGAAUAAUCAGAUGUUAGAUGACAAAGCUUUAUGCAACUUAGCUCCAUUACCUGCUUUCUCGAAAUUCCUAAAAUCCUUGCAAGAAUUAUUUUGCAUAAACUCAGAUGAAAAAUUGACCAGCUUAACACUUACUCAGUUUGCUCAACUAACAAGAUUAACCUUUGACAAAUUUAAAUCAAGCAUAAUGUCAUCGAAAACAUUUUCUCUAACAAAUUAUCGUCGUACUGAUCCCGGUCCAACGUUACUUGAAUCUUAUUUAUCAACAAGUUUAUUAUUUCAUGCUGCAAUUUUAGCUAUACAAAGUUUAGAUGUACCAAUUCAUCAUGUUCAUAAUGAAAUCCCCUACGAUCUACAACAACAACAAACAGAUGAACAACAACGAAUCAAAAAUCAACAUGAUCUACUUGAAAAUGCGGUGUUUAUAUGUAUUUGGCCAGUGAGUCAAUUAACUGUCCAAUUGUCAAUGUUAUGUCAACCAACUACAAACAACGGAAUUGAAUCUUUCUGGUGGAGGCUCAAACUUCAACUUAGUCAAAGUGUCAACUCAUGUGAUCGUUGGCCACCUGAAACACUGAAUGUUUUUGAGGAGUUUUUUGAGAAAAGAGUUUGUUCCUUCCCAUUUCAACCAAGUGCUGUGACUGCGUUUUUCCGAUUAUUGUUACUACCUCCGCAUGCGUUACGUGCAAUGGGUCGUGUUCUAGCGUUUGAUUUACAUUCACCUGCUCAAGCUCCUGUUUAUGUACGUAUAGGUUUAAUUGGGAUGGGUGUUAAUUCACGUGUUACUGCUAUCAGUAGCAGUAGUUCAUUAACAAAUCAACCAACAAACACAGCAGCCACCGGGGCUGCACAAAAUCUACUCACAUUUGACACUGGUUCUGACUUACAGCCUGGUAUGCCUGGUAUCAUUGUUCGUCCAUCGAAAAUCACAUUGCAACUGUUAAUAAUGCGUUCACAUUCACGACAUUUGUCUAAAAAUCUUAUCCCAUUAGCCCAAUUAGUUGUUGUUGGUUAUGAUUGGGAUGUAAAUCAUGUUGUUAUCUAUCCAACUAUUAAUCAAUCACAAAAUAUAAUGACAAAUAAUAGAAAUCAAUCAGAUGCAAUUGGUUUAAAUCUUUUAAGAUUAUUACAUGAUACUGAUGUAGAAUCGAAAGCAAAUGCUAUGGCAACCAGUAGUAAUGAUUCAGCAUUAGUUCAACUUGUUCUACUUAUUACACAAACUGUAGCUGCAUCAUAUCCAAUCAGUUCAGCUGAUUCUACUUCAUUGAAUAAUUCCAAUGUGAUGACUGGAUUCGGUAUAGGAGGAAGUGUUAACAAUGGAGCUGGUGUUGGAUCACAACAAGCAUUGUAUGGGUAAAAAUUUGUUGUAAAUGAAAGAUUUUUUUGUUUGUUUGCUUGUUUGUUUUUGAUGAAGUUUAUUUUUCUUUUAUUGGUUUUUUUAAUCCGUUUUUUUUUAAAAAUAAGAUUUCUUAUCAACCUUUAAUGUAUGUACAGUCACAAGGUUUUUCUCUAUAAUUUUUCUUUUGAAUAAAUUUGUAUUGUAUUAUGAUUUGUAUAAUAAUUAGUUGUUUCUUUUGUAAAGAAAAAUUCUACUUUCUUUCCUAUGCAUUUAAUAAAUGAAUUAUUAAUCAG